GUUAGCCCCUGUCCUUCUGUGGUUUAACAGCACCUUGAACUACAUGCUUGCAAACAUGCUGCUUACCAGUACCCUUCUCAGUGCUGUUGGUGUCAUUCAGCUUGAUAGAGGCAUCUUCCUCUCCAGCCUCCUUGUCAAUAUAGGAACAUUCCUUGUGAAUAGCAUAUAUGAUGUAGCAAUGUACAAUAUCAGGUGCUAUGACAGAGAGGACACUGGUGACACUGUGCUGCAGAACCUGGAAGAUGAGCCUCAGUAUGAUGACAUUUGCACAAUCAGUGAUGGGUUCCAACAAGUUGUGCAUGGAAGUGUGGAGACCAUGAUGAAACAGGUGGCUUAUGACUUUGAGAAGGACUAUGAUUUGGCACGUGCAACUGUUGAACACCAGGCUAUGGCGCAGAUUGAAGAAAUGGUUGCCAAGGAAAAUUUGGUUGUCAAGGAAGAUCUGGUUGCCAUGGGAGAUGUGGACAACAAGAAAGGGAAAACACCCAGCUACACAUAUGCUCCUCCUCCUAACAACCCUAGGCUAAACUCAAAUAUGCAAAAGGAGAUGCAGGCAGAAAUCCCAAAAUCCCAUGCUGGGAAGAUUUCCAGCUACAGAAAUGCAGAUGUUUCAUCUUUUUACAGUCUCAUUGCUCACUUCAACCCAAGUUUUCUCAUCCCAGACAACAGCAAGAGGAAAGACAAUGCACAUGAUGUAGCAGUUAAUAUUUGGGAAGAACUAUCAGAUGAGGUGCCAUACACUGAGCUGAAGUCACUGGAGAUGAUGGUCAACAGAAAGCAGGACGGAAAGUUGCCCCACUUUUUGAUCUAUCCAGCAUUCAUUUUGCUGGUUGUCUCCAUGGCUAUGGCAGUAUAUCUCAGCAUUGUGUAUGGCGGAGAGCUGAGUGAUAGCGCUGUGUACAACUGGGCUGCUCUGGUAGGAAUGGCACUGGUGGAGGACUUAUUUGUGUUCCAGACACUGAAGGCAGUUUGUGUGUAUGGUUACUGCCUACUUUUCUCAGCUAAUGAGGCUGGAGAGGAUGCUCACAGGCAGGAGAAGACACAGCUUGUUAAGUUUUAA
Messenger RNA from Lingula anatina, 1060 nucleotides. RefSeq lists its product as uncharacterized. Lineage: Eukaryota; Metazoa; Brachiopoda; Lingulata; Lingulida; Lingulidae. Gene Ontology annotation, biological process: detection of mechanical stimulus. Gene Ontology annotation, cellular component: membrane. Gene Ontology annotation, molecular function: calcium channel activity; protein binding. The record is from RefSeq and is a predicted model, not a curated record.